Messenger RNA from Microthlaspi erraticum, 486 nucleotides. The record is from the annotation of a GenBank genome assembly. NCBI's taxonomy places the organism in Eukaryota, Viridiplantae, Streptophyta, Magnoliopsida, Brassicales, Brassicaceae.
AUGGCGGCGGGAGAUGAUACCACACCGACCGAAACACCGACCGUCACCGUUGCUCAGCUGGAGGCUCUCACAGCUCAGAUGAAGCAGAACGAAGAACGACUUGCGCAAAUCCAGGCGGAGAACGCAACCCUACGAGCAGAAAACGCGAGCAACCUAGGAGCAGGAGCUACCGACGCUGCGCAAGGUAACCAAACAUUGGUUCCACCCCUUGCACCAACGAUGGAACAUCAAUCUGAAGACUCACAUACUAUGUUCUCAAAGCGAUUGGAGGCUAUGGAGCUCUUGCUCGCGCGACUUCCAGGAGUAGCUCCUCCAAUCACCAAAAGUGCUCCUAAUUGCUAUGCAGACACUCCCUUCACGGAUGCCAUCGCGUUGGUUGAGAUGCCAAAGAAGUUCAUCGUCCCUUCAAUGAAGAUGUACGACGGGACGACCGACCCUGAUAACCAUAUAGCCAGUACAAGCAACGCAUGUUUACAACGGCAAUAG